Messenger RNA from Cornus florida, 1945 nucleotides. RefSeq names its product phospho-2-dehydro-3-deoxyheptonate aldolase 1, chloroplastic. The transcript has 5 exons. The record is from RefSeq and is a predicted model, not a curated record. The coding region runs from base 102 to 1745 and encodes 547 amino acids. Gene Ontology annotation, molecular function: 3-deoxy-7-phosphoheptulonate synthase activity. Gene Ontology annotation, biological process: aromatic amino acid biosynthetic process. Lineage: Eukaryota; Viridiplantae; Streptophyta; Magnoliopsida; Cornales; Cornaceae.
AACGCCUCUCAAUCUCUUCUCUCUUCAGGUACCCUCCUUGACACCCUAAAUUUAUAAGGUAGUAGUAUCUCUCUACAACUCUCUCUCAUCCACAAAAUCCAAUGGCUCUCACAAGCACCUCCUCUCUUCUUCCCACCAAAUCUACCUUCAUUCAAACCCAAUCUCUCUUACCCACCUCCAAUCCUCACCAAACCUCUCUCUCCACCAAACCCAAAUCCAUCAGAUCCAUCCAACCCAUCUCCGCCGUCCACUCCUCCGACCCUUCAAAAACCCCCAUUGUCUCCGACAAGCCGUCGAAGCCAACCACGCCGGCGACCUCUGCGACGGCGACGAAAUCACCGGCGGUGACGAACCCAGAAACGGUUCCGAGGAAAUGGGGCGUGGAGAGCUGGAAAUCGAAGAAGGCCCUUCAGCUUCCGGAAUACCCAGAUCAGGAAGAGCUCGAAACGGUGCUCCGAACGCUCGAUGCGUUCCCUCCGAUCGUGUUCGCCGGCGAGGCGAGGAGUCUCGAGGAAAAACUCGGCGAGGCCGCAAUGGGCAAUGCGUUCCUGCUGCAAGGCGGGGAUUGCGCGGAGAGUUUCAAGGAGUUCAAUGCCAACAACAUUCGUGACACUUUCAGGAUUCUUCUACAAAUGGGAGCUGUUCUGAUGUUCGGUGGACAAAUGCCUGUCGUCAAGGUGGGAAGAAUGGCGGGUCAGUUUGCGAAGCCCAGAUCGGAGGCGUUUGAGGAGAAGAACGGCGUGAAGCUGCCGAGUUACAGAGGGGACAAUGUGAACGGAGAUGCUUUCGACUUGAAAUCGAGGACUCCAGACCCGCAGAGGUUGAUCAGGGCCUAUUGUCAAUCUGCAGCUACUCUGAAUCUCUUGAGGGCUUUUGCCACCGGAGGGUAUGCUGCUAUGCAGAGGGUCACCCAAUGGAAUUUGGAUUUCACGGAGCACAGCGAGCAGGGGGAUAGGUACCGGGAACUAGCUCACCGAGUUGAUGAAGCUCUUGGAUUCAUGUCUGCUGCUGGACUUACAGUUGACCAUCCUAUCAUGACAACCACUGAGUUUUGGACAUCCCAUGAGUGUUUGCUCUUGCCUUAUGAGCAGUCACUUACUCGGAUGGAUUCAACUUCUGGCCUGUACUAUGACUGCUCUGCCCAUUUUCUUUGGGUUGGGGAACGAACACGACAGCUGGAUGGUGCCCAUGUUGAGUUCUUGAGAGGAGUUGCUAAUCCCCUUGGAAUUAAGGUGAGCGAUAAGAUGGAUCCAAAUGAGCUAGUCAAGCUCAUUGAGAUUUUGAAUCCUCAGAACAAACCGGGAAGGAUUACAAUAAUCACUAGAAUGGGAGCAGAGAACAUGAGGGUGAAGCUUCCCCAUCUAAUUAGGGCAGUUCGCAGGGCAGGUCAAGUUGUCACUUGGGUCAGUGAUCCUAUGCAUGGAAACACCAUCAAGGCUCCCUGCGGUCUCAAAACUCGCCCAUUCGAUGCUAUCAGGGCUGAGGUGAGAGCAUUUUUUGACGUGCACGAGCAAGAAGGAAGCCACCCAGGUGGUGUUCAUCUAGAGAUGACUGGCCAGAAUGUGACGGAGUGCAUUGGCGGAGCACGAACUGUGACAUUUGAUGACCUGAGCUCACGCUACCACACCCAUUGUGACCCGAGACUCAAUGCAUCUCAGUCGCUAGAGCUUGCCUUCGUCAUUGCAGAGCGCCUAAGAAAGAGGAGGAUGGGAUCCCAGCGCCCGAUGUCUUCAUUAGGGCUGUAGAAUGGCUUCAAAGGCCAACCAACAUGCCCCUUGUUUUUUUAUAAAAUCAUUACUGGCUGUAUUAAAUAUAUUUAAUCUUUGUGUUCAUUUAGCUUUAAGCUAUGUUAUGUACUGUAUGUGUAUACUGGAAGAAACUAAUGGUUUGAGACUUCUAAAGGGAGGAAUAAAGCAAAAAUUUAUGAAUUGCAAUCAAUAUAUAA